AUGACGACUGCUCAUCGAUCUGUUGGUGCUUCCGUUGGGAGGAACGGGGACAUUUCAGAGGAAGGUUUUAGGAAGGAUAUGAGGGACCUGGAAGAGUUACUGUCCAAGCUGAACCCGAUGGCGGAGGAAUUCGUGCCAUCGUCCCUUCAUAGCCAAUCUCCCAGAAGUGACGCGAACGGGACCAGUGCAUAUCCUAAUGAUUUUGCUGCACAACUUACUACUGGAAAUGGGAAUAGCAGCGCCAACCGAAAUGGGGGCAGACGGGUGAGCCUGCUGAGAUUUCACAAUUUGCUUUGACCUUUGUCAUGUUCUUAUUUUCCGGAGAAAAUUCUUCAAUCCAUUUCUGAAAUCUGUUUUCUUGUGAGCGUUUAGAGAAAGAAUAAUUAUAACCAGGGAAAACAACGAAUGAAUACAAGGACCAGCAUGGCACAACGGGAGGAAAUUAUCAGGAAAACUGUUUACGUUUCUGACAUUGAUCAACAGGUAAAUAACAACAAGUGCUCUUAUCUUGAAGUUCGUUACAUUACAGAUGUACAUCUUCCCGUGUCUUGUCAAGAUAUUGUUUGUUUAGGGUUAAAAUAUUCUAGGUCUAGUUCGCACAAGGCGUGUCAUUAAAUUGACAAGAACUGUUCUUUGCGUUUUGGUUGUGUUUAAAUUGCUGAUGGUUUCUUCUCUUUUCUCGUCCUUGCUCUUGACUGGCCACUUUGUUGAUUUCCUUGGAGCUGUCUAACUCUUCUAUUAUCUUUUGAUGUUUCUUUGAUAAUCUAGGUCACAGAAGAACAACUUGCGGCACUCUUUAUCAAUUGUGGGCAGGUUAGCUCAUGUGGUUUGUCAUUUAAUAUUCAGUGUACAUUAACAUGUUAGAAGAACAACCAUCUUUUUUCGCACCGAUUCCAAGUGGUCAUGGUGAAGUGUCGGUGUUUUGAUUUUAGUAAGCUUUUAGUGUAUGUGCACAAUAAACACCAAACCUGAAGGUUUUUCAUUUUUAUGCUCAUGCACAUUUGUAUAAGUAUCCUGAAACAAUGGCUUGUAAUUCCUUAGCUAUCAAUAAAUUAUUGUUUUCUCAAUGAUUGUUUGCACCUAAGAUUAUUUUUUUUUGGAGCUGAAGGUUGUUGACUGUCGCAUAUGUGGUGAUCCAAAGUCUGUGCUUCGUUUUGCCUUCAUAGAGUUCACUGAUGAAGGUAGUUGUCUCUCUACCAGAUUAGUAAUUCUUAUCUUCCUCAAAUCUUUUAACCUCCAUUGAUUUGCCCCUGUGCUGGACGUUUUUUGUACACUGUUUGAACUCCAGAGGGUGCAAGGGCUGCUCUUGGUCUUUCGGGUACAAUGCUUGGAUACUAUCCAGUGAGAGUGCUUCCUUCCAAGACUGCAAUUGCACCCGUUAACCCAACAUAUUUGCCAAGGGUUAGACUCCGCUUUGGACAUUAUUCCAUAGUGUUUUUCGCAAAACGUUUAUAGGAACUUUAUCGCAUUGAUCACUUGAGAUCCAUAUUUUCAUCUUGAACAGUUGCACUAAUAACUUUUAUUCUUAUGGUUAGUCUGAAGAUGAGUUGGAGAUGUGCUCAAGGACCAUCUAUUGUACAAAUAUCGAUAAAAACGUAUGGUUUAGAAUUAUCUAUUAUUGUGCUUACUAUCAGUGUUAUCUUUAUUCUGUAAUGAAGCCCUUGUCAACUUUUUCUAUUUAUAUGUGGUGUCAGGUUUCUCAAGUAGAUGUCAAACUCUUCUUUGAGACUAUAUGUGGAGAGGUUUGAUUUCCCAGAUCAGUCUUUUGGUUUCUUCAGAAUUGCCAUAUCUCCUCUAUAAGAGCAAAUUCAUUAGGUAACUCUUACAUGGUGUAGGUAUAUCGGUUGAGACUUCUCGGUGACUAUCAUCAUUCCACCCGUAUUGCUUUUGUUGAGUUCAUAAUGGUAAGUACCCUUAGAUGGCGGUGUAUUUUAAUUGAAAUUUUCUCAAUUGCCUACUUUUAUGGAUGCUUGUCCCGCUGUACAUGAGAUAUCCUGGUAUUCCAUUCGAGGGGAGGGAACAUUAAAUUUCUUUAAUUCUGUAGAUGGGGCAAAGAAAGGGAAGAUCCCUUAGAAAGGGCUAAAGAGGCAGAGAAACUGCAUCAUGGAGAAUAAUGAAUUUGAUCUUAUAAUGGACUCCCGUCAUUACUAACAAAGACAAAACCACACGAGAAGCAGUGUGAUUUUAUCCCUAAAAAAACAAGAACUACAAAGUAAGCGAAUUGGAGGCUUAGUUUAAGGUUCCUCUAUGAAUGAGCAGCUCAACAAAGAGAUCUACUCUAUUGCAAAUAUGCCAGUCCCAAGCCUCCUUAUCAGGUUUAGGCAACCAAAUUCAAGAUUUUCUUAUGAAUUCAUCUUUGUAGUCUCAACCAUAAACAUAACAUGAGGAUAAAUUUUCUUGCCUCUGUGGUUUUUCGUGUGCCCUCUUCAAAUUCCUCUGGCAAUGAUCCAGUUGUAAAACAUGGAUGAUGCCUUGGAUAAAUUGUAUGUGUCCAAAUGAACCUAGUGUCUUUUGCUUCUACUGAAUUCCAAUAUACACCUGCUGAGCAAGGUCUCAUUACUCUUCAUUUUGUUUUUGCUUUUUUUUUAAUCAUCGCCGCUAGGUAGUUUUAUUAGAAAUGAUGGUUAUUAUUAUUUGCGGUGAUUUCCCAACAAACAUUGUUUGCUGCUUCUUUUAGCUUCUUAGCUAUCAUUUCUUUCCCAACAAACAUUGUAAGCAUACUGCAAUGUAUGCCUACGACUUAUUUAUUAGUUGCUUUUCUUCCCCUAAAAUAUUUGCUCCAGUCCCUCAUAUUUUCGUGAUGUUCCUUUCUUGUUUUGAAUGGUCUAGCGCUUCAUUCUCGGGGUUCAGUGGGUUUGUGUUUGUUCGUAGCACUCUAGCGUUAAUGGCAUGCAUUGGAGAAGCAAUUGUUAAUCUGGUAACAAUGAUGUGUGGCCAUGAAAUAUAUUGGAUUUACUUCAUCUUAGAUUUAGUAAGCAUCUGAUUUUAUUCAGAUCUACCAAAAAAUUUACACUGGUCUACUUAAGAUAUUGUCAUUGUAGUCUGUAAUGACCACGGUUCUUGAAUUUAUUGCAUGCAUAAGAAGGAGACUAUGUCAAAUUUGCCGCAUAAACCUUAUCUAUUAAGAAAACAUUUGGCAGUCCAAUAUUACGUGGGAUGACUUAACUGGUGCUGACAAAAUCUAACUUCUGAUCCCAAAUUGUAUUUGCCCCCACUUUUAAGUGGUUGAGGUGAAGGUGACAACUCUUCAAAUGUUGGGAUCCACUUGAAUCAUCUUGCGAUGGCUGGGGAGUGUGUUUCAAUCGACUGGCCUUCUUACUUACUAGUCUUUUUGCCCCGUUUUGGGCUCAGGCAAGAAGUCUGCUGCCCAGAGAAACCCUGAGCCCCUGCAACUUUCGGAAGCCCUGUGUGACCUUCGUUGUCUCAGUACACCAACUGUAAUAAAGAGUUAUGUUACUAGUUAACAUAUUCCAGACAGAUUUCGUUCAUGAAAAUGGCAUCAGACAGAUUUCACUCCUGCAUCAAAAUCCUCUCUGGAAACACCCAGUUUAUUGAACCUUUGUAGGCCAUCCAAAAUUUGUCUGCAUUGUGGAAAUCAGGGCCUGGGCAUGGCUUUGGGUCCCCACAUAUUUUCAAAGUACUACCAUGCUUCUCUGCCCUUGCGGAAAAUAAAUCAACCCCAACUUUACUCAGACCUUGAAGAGCAAAAUGCCGAGCUCCUGGCAUUGACCAGGGACACUGAUUGUUUCCACAUGCAUAUAAGCAUCAUUCUUCUGACUCCAUGGUAUUAAUCAUCUAUUUCUUGAUAGGACGUAUGUGUUUGGCUAAGAAAACCACUUUCAGCCUCACUGCCAUCAUACUGUCUGCUCAUCCUCUGAGAUUUAUGUUUGCCGGACCUUCAUCAUUCUUGCCAAAUGGUUACUCUUUCAGGCGGAAAGUGCGAUUGCUGCUCUCAACUGCAGUGGCGUGGUGCUUGGCUCCCUGCCCAUAAGGUCUGCUCCUCCUCCAACAUUUCAUGAAUUGCUUUUGGGUCUUAUGAGAGAACCACGGCAUCAACCAACUCCUCGAUUCGCUUCAGGGUGAGCCCAUCAAAGACUCCGGUCCGGCCUCGAGCACCCCGCCCAUCCAUGCACUGA
Spirodela intermedia is the source of this 4136-nucleotide messenger RNA. Lineage: Eukaryota; Viridiplantae; Streptophyta; Magnoliopsida; Alismatales; Araceae. The record is from the annotation of a GenBank genome assembly.